AUGGAGACAGGAAAGAAAAAAACAUUCCAAAUCAAAGCUAAGGUACCGUGUGUGAAGAAGUUCAUUGCAUUCAGAGAUGGGUUGACUAAUAUCCGUCGAGACGCAUUCACACUCAAAUACGGGAAGAUUCUACACUUGUUGUCUGUACCAGUACAAAAGGAUGCUAUUACCGCACUAGCCCAGUUUUAUGAUCCACCACUCAGAAGUUUCCGCUUUAGAGAUUUCCAGUUGGCCCCGACUUUGGAAGAAUUCGGAAGAAUAUUGGACUCUCCUAAGCAGAAGAAGGGACCAUACAGGGGGCUAGGUCAAAUCCCUAAACCCGAAGAGUUGGCAGAAGUACUAGACAUCCCAGUCAAAGAUCUAACCCCUAACAUCAAAAUUUGGGGGAAGGUGCAAGGAAUUCCACAAGAGUACCUGGAGAAAACUGCUCAAAGCUUUGCUAAAGCCCAGAAGUGGGAAGCCCAUGAUACUAUUAUGGCUUUACUUAUUUUUGGGUUGUUGUUAUUUCCUAACAUGGAGAAGUUAAUUGAUGUAGCAGCUAUUAGCGUGUUUUGGGCCGUCAAGGUUAAGAAUGAAGAUUCAGUACCCGCACUCCUAGCAGAUGUUUAUCACACCUUGCACUUAUGCUUUGAGAAGGAGGGAGGACUGAUGUUAUGUUGCAUACCACUCCUUUACCAAUGGCUUGUCUCUCAUGUGUUCAAAGAGGUUGAUACAAUUGAAAGUAUGAAUGGAUAUGAGUGGUCUCAAAAGCUAGUAGGACUCACUGAAAAUACCAUUAUUUGGUAUCCUCAUGGCCUGAAUGUGGGAGAUACAAUUACUGGUUGUGGAGAAUUUCCGAAUGUACCAUUGAUAGGGUCAAAAGGAUGCAUUAACUACGAUCCUAUUUUAGCGAUGAGGCAGUUGGGUUAUCCUAUCACCUAUAAGCCGGACGACCAGUUGUUAGAAGGUUUUGUGUUCCAUGAUAUGGAGGAUCUUGUUAUGCUGAAAAGGGUUAUCCGAGCCUGA
This is a messenger RNA of Lathyrus oleraceus (garden pea), 1005 nucleotides long. RefSeq lists its product as uncharacterized. Lineage: Eukaryota; Viridiplantae; Streptophyta; Magnoliopsida; Fabales; Fabaceae. The record is from RefSeq and is a predicted model, not a curated record. The coding region runs from base 1 to 1005 and encodes 334 amino acids. The transcript has a single exon.